AUGUACGGUGCGCUGCAGCUUGUGCGCAUGUGCGAGGCGGAGGGCUUAAAGCCCGUGAUCGGCAACGAGAUGUACCUCGUGCACGAAGAAGGGGCCCCAGCCGCUCUGCUGCAGGCCGCGCGGGCCCUCAGGGAGGAGAAGGAGCAAGGAGAGCAGGGGGUGAUGAGGGAGGAGAGUGGGAUGGGAAGUGGGAUAGGAAGUGGGAUGGGAAGUGGGAUGGGAACAGUGGAGAGGGAGGGGGUCGGGGGAGGAGGAGGAGAGGUGGUAUUGGAAAGAGAGGGGGAGGCUGAUGGUGCUGUAAAGGGGAGCGAACAUGGGGAGGGGGAAGUGGGGCGAGUGACAGGAGGGGAGGUGGCGCAGGGGCUGGCCGGGGAGGAGCAGGCAGGGGAGGCGGAGGCUGGUGGGGCGGGCAAGGCGGUUAAAGCACCCCCAAGCCUCUCAAACCUUCUCGCCCCAUUCCUUCCAUCACCUGCUCCUCCCCCUGCUUCCAUCACCUCAGGGCUUCCAUCAGCUCAGGGCGUACCCCUGGUGGCCACUAACGACUCUCACUUCACCUGGGCUGCAGACCACAGGGCGCACAUUCUCCCCAUUCCUCCCCCCCCCUCCCCCCCUUCUCCCCCAUUGCCACACAUGCUCCUUCCCCUCCCUCCACCCCCCCAGGGCGUGCCCCUGGUGGCCACCAACGACUCUCACUUCACCUGGGCUGCAGACCACAGGGCGCACUUUCUCCCCAUUCCUCCCCCCCCCUCCCCCCCUUCUCCCCCAUUGCCACACAUGCUCCUUCCCCUCCCUCCACCCCCCCAGGGCGUGCCCCUGGUGGCCACUAACGACUCUCACUUCACCUGGGCUGCAGACCACAGGGCGCACCAAACUCUCGUCUCUGUCAAGGGCUUCUUUCAAAAGUACUUUUCAGUAUGCGCCAUCCCAAUGCGCACAUCACGUCACAUCAGGGGACAGGAGUACGUCAAGUCGGCAGAGGAAAUGCUGGAGAGUCUGCAGAGGACUCUCCCGGAGGAGGAUGCUUUGGCAGCACUCGAGAACUCCCUGCGCAUUGCUGAUAAGGUGGCCUCCUACUCCUCUGACCUCUUCUCGUCCAAGCCUAAGCUGCCCACCUUCGACGUGCCUCCCGGCCACACGGAUGCUUCAUGGCUUGAGAGUGAGGCGCGGAGGGGGCUGCAGGCAGUGAUGGGCGUGCAGACGUGGGAAGCAGUACCGCAGCAGUACAGGGAGCGAUUGGACCUUGAACUCAGGGUCAUUUGCAACUAUGGCCUCUCCGCCUACUUCCUCAUAGUAGCGGACAUCAUUCAGUUUGCUCGCAGGAACGACAUUCCCGUGGGCCCGGGCAGGGGGUCAGCAGCGGGAUCCUUGGUGGCAUACGCGCUGGAUAUCAUUUACAUUGACCCCAUCGAGCAUGGGCUGUACUUUGAGCGCUUUCUGAGCGAAGAACGGCUGGCUCCUCCUGAUAUUGACUCCGACUUUUGCCCUCUCGGGCGGGAUAAGAUCCUGGCAUAUAUUGCUGAGAAGUACGGCGCGCACAGGGUGGCACAGAUUGCAACCUUCAACCGCAUGGGGUCACGUGCUGUGCUCAAGGACGUGGGGCGCGACAUGCAGAUCCCUUUAAACAUCAUGAACGAGCUCACGAAGCUGGUGAGAGGAGGAGAAUGCGAGGGGGUGCUGUGCUCACGGACGUGGGGUGCGACAUGCAGAUCCCUUGAAACAUCAUGA
This is a messenger RNA of Closterium sp. Yama58-4, 1725 nucleotides long. The record is from the annotation of a GenBank genome assembly. Lineage: Eukaryota; Viridiplantae; Streptophyta; Zygnematophyceae; Desmidiales; Closteriaceae.